Caretta caretta (loggerhead turtle) is the source of this 5993-nucleotide messenger RNA. It is a transcript of the gene NLGN4X, whose product is annotated as neuroligin 4 X-linked. Lineage: Eukaryota; Metazoa; Chordata; Testudines; Cheloniidae. Gene Ontology annotation, cellular component: membrane. The record is from RefSeq and is a predicted model, not a curated record. Gene Ontology annotation, molecular function: neurexin family protein binding.
UGGACCUCUCUCCCUCUUCAAUCUCUCUUUUCCUUGCAGAUCAGUCUCUCCCCUUGUCUGUGUCUCCGCAUAGGCAAUCAGAGCUCUUACUCACAAACCCAACUCUCCCUCUUGCACUGAUUUUGUAAUGAAUUUUCUUCCUGAAUGUAGGUCGUUUACAACAGUAAGCACCAGUUUCCUCCAAAUCCAGCGUUGUUGUUGCUUUUUUUAUUUUUUGUGGUCGUUGCAUUCCUUUGGACAAGAAAAUCGCGUUGGAUUCCAAAAAACAGAGGGGAGCCUUGUUUGAAUAAUUCCUGUUUGAAUUCCAGUCAGGAUUCCCUGGAAGAAUUUGGCUGAGUAAAAAAGGGACCUCCGUGCAGCUGCAGCUUUCGCACUGUUAAGGGGAAAAAUUGUGUGGCAACUAAAAUGACGACAUGCUGCCUCCCACGGAGAGAUUCUGAAGCAUUCUCAAAAACACGAUUCAGUGGCUAAUUGAUCUAGCUGGAAUCUAUUGGAAGGAAUCAUUGUGCCAAUGAAGCAGAGUGACUGCUGACCACAUUCUCCUUCUCGGCCUGCUGGGAAGUACCACCAGGAUUAAACCAGCAUUGGAGCCUGGGGAUGGGCCUUAGGGACGAGGACUCCCUUGGUUGUCCUAACGUUGGAAUCUGUCUAUGGUCAAUCAUCUGAGGCACCAACCACACUCAUCCUUAGGUUUUUCACUACCUGAAAAUAUUACGUGUUGCCUUUCACUUCAUCUCCCUUUGUCUCCCUGGCUGCGGAAGACAGAGCCCUGCUGAUGUUGAUAUAAACAAUGUCAAGGCCAAUGGGACUCCUAUGGCUGCCUUUGAUCUUCACCCCAGUCUGUGUCAUGUUGAAUUCUAACUUCCUUUUGUGGAUAACUGCACUAGCUAUAAGAUUUACCCUCAUUGAUGGCCAAGCACAAUACCCUGUUGUUACCACAAAUUAUGGCAAAAUACGUGGCCUAAGAACACCUUUGCCCAAUGAGAUCCUCGGCCCGGUGGAGCAGUACCUGGGAGUUCCUUAUGCCUCCCCUCCAACUGGGGAGAGGCGAUUCCAGCCCCCAGAACCUCCCUCCUCAUGGACUGGCGUUCGGAAUGCCACACAGUUUGCUGCUGUCUGCCCUCAGUACCUGGAUGAGAGGUCACUGCUCAACGACAUGCUGCCGGUCUGGUUUACUGCCAAUUUGGAUACCGUUGUGACAUACGUGCAAGAUCAAAAUGAAGAUUGCCUUUAUUUGAAUAUCUAUGUGCCCACUGAGGAUGGAGCCAACACAAAGAAAAGCGCAGAUGAUAUAACCAAUAAUGAUCGUGGUGAAGAUCAAGACAUUCAUGAUCAGAACAACAAGAAACCCGUUAUGGUCUACAUCCAUGGGGGAUCUUACAUGGAGGGUACUGGCAACAUGAUUGAUGGGAGCAUUCUAGCAAGCUAUGGAAAUGUCAUUGUUGUAACCCUCAACUACAGGCUGGGGGUUUUAGGUUUUCUAAGUACUGGAGACCAAGCUGCAAAAGGCAAUUAUGGAUUACUUGACCAAAUCCAAGCUUUACGAUGGAUUGAAGAAAAUAUUGGAUCCUUUGGAGGAGACCCAAAAAGAGUUACUAUUUUUGGAUCUGGAGCAGGAGCAUCCUGUGUUAGUCUGCUAACACUAUCUCAUUAUUCAGAAGGUUUGUUCCAAAAGGCAAUCAUACAGAGUGGAACAGCCCUGUCCAGCUGGGCAGUGAACUACCAGCCUGCCAAAUACACUCGGAUAUUGGCAGAUAAAGUGGGCUGCGACAUGCUGGAUACCACUGACUUAGUUGAAUGCCUUCGGAAUAAGAACUACAAAGAACUCAUUCAGCAGACCAUCACUCCAGCCACGUACCACAUUGCCUUUGGGCCUGUGAUUGAUGGGGAUGUGAUUCCAGAUGACCCUCAGAUUCUAAUGGAGCAGGGAGAGUUCCUUAACUAUGACAUAAUGCUAGGUGUGAACCAAGGGGAAGGCUUAAAAUUUGUGGAUGGCAUUGUGGACAACGAAGAUGGGGUUUCCCCAAAUGACUUUGACUUUUCCGUCUCCAAUUUUGUGGACAAUCUAUAUGGCUAUCCAGAAGGGAAGGAUACACUCCGGGAGACCAUUAAAUUCAUGUACACUGACUGGGCAGAUAAGGAAAACCCUGAAACACGAAGGAAGACCCUGGUAGCUUUGUUUACUGACCACCAGUGGGUUGCCCCAGCUGUUGCUACAGCUGACCUGCAUGCCCAGUAUGGCUCUCCAACAUAUUUCUAUGCAUUUUAUCACCACUGCCAAAGUGAAAUGAAACCAAGCUGGGCUGAUUCAGCGCAUGGUGAUGAAGUUCCUUAUGUAUUUGGCAUUCCCAUGAUUGGUCCCACUGAAUUGUUCAACUGCAACUUCUCCAAAAAUGACGUCAUGCUCAGUGCAGUAGUUAUGACAUACUGGACAAAUUUCGCCAAAACUGGAGAUCCAAACCAGCCUGUUCCACAGGACACAAAGUUCAUCCAUACAAAACCCAACCGUUUUGAAGAAGUGGCCUGGUCUAAGUAUAACCCUAAAGACCAGCUCUAUCUGCACAUUGGUCUGAAACCCCGAGUUCGGGAUCACUAUCGAGCAACAAAAGUCGCCUUCUGGUUGGAACUUGUACCACACUUGCACAACUUAAAUGAAAUAUUUCAGUAUGUUUCCACAACAACUAAGGUGCCGCCUCCUGAUAUGACCUCAUUUCCUUAUGUCACAAGACGUUCUCCUGGAAAGUUGUGGCCAGCGACCAAACGCCCAGCAAUGACACCAGCCAACAAUCCUAAACAUUCAAAGGACACCCACAAAACAGCCCCAGAGGAUACAACUGUCCUGAUAGAAAACAAACGAGAUUACUCCACAGAACUGAGUGUCACCAUUGCAGUUGGGGCAUCCUUGUUAUUCCUCAACAUUUUAGCUUUUGCUGCAUUGUAUUACAAGAAAGACAAGCGACGUCACGAGACACACAGGCGCCCCAGCCCUCAGAGGAACACAACCAAUGAUAUAGCGCACAUACAAAAUGAAGAGAUUAUGUCAUUGCAGAUGAAACAGCUAGAGCAUGACCACGAGUGUGAAUCGCUGCAGGCACAUGAUACCCUGAGACUAACCUGCCCACCUGACUACACUCUUACUUUGAGGAGGUCCCCAGAUGACAUUCCACUAAUGACACCCAACACCAUAACCAUGAUUCCAAAUACAUUAACAGGAAUGCAACCUUUGCAUACUUUCAACACCUUCAGUGGAGGACAAAACAGUACUAAUUUACCCCAUGGACAUUCCACUACUAGGGUAUAGCUCUGCCAUUUCCCCCUCUUACCCCACAAGCCACUUGGAAGAAAAAGAAGAAGUAGAUAAAAGAGCAUUCACCAUUGAACAACUUGUUAAAAACAAUGACAAAAAGUAAACGUGAAGGGCAGUCGUUAUUUUCUUACUGAUCCUGCCCAUAGAAACUCUCUGAUAUUAAAGAUCAGCUUCAAACCCUGUGAAAUGUGAAACAUGUACAUUGCUGUUAUGAUACUGCUUUAAGAUCUCAGCCGCUUUGAUUGAAAGUUGAUGCCAGAAGAAAUCACUUGAAAGGAUGUUUUGAGAGUAACAAACAAGCAGAAUCUUCUGGAACACAGAGCCAGUGACUGUACAGUUUUUUUAAUAUAUGAAAUUAAAAAAAAACACCAGUUCUUUAUGUGCCAUACCAUGAAGGGCCCUUGUUAAAACAAAAGACAUCACCGUGGGCUUUUAUCCAGCAUAAGAAGCUGUAACCAGAAGGGGGAAAUAGGAUUUUAUUAUUAAAAAAAAGAGGACUAUGCAGUAAAAUACGUAUAGUUCUGUGCAAAGAGAUGACUUGCCGGCCUGAACUAUAUUUAAAGAAACUUUGUAAAAAGUGUACAUAGCUGUGAGUUUAAAAAAAAAAAAGCUUUUAUUGACGUUUUCAGUUUGAAAAGAACUUUUAGAAAUUGUGCUUUCAGUUGUGACCUAUGUGUAUAUACAUUAGUCAUAUCACCUCUGUUUCCUCCAGACCAAAAGGAGGAUUUUCUUCUUAAUUACUAGUGGUGAAAAAAGACAUGAGGUUUUUCUAACAUGUUUCAUUUAUAGGAGGACAUGGUGUCAUACACAGAAUACAGUUGUCUGUGUGACCUGCGUAUUUUCCCUUAAGGGUUGCAAAAGUGCAUGUUAAAGCAUUCUUAGGAGACAGUUGUUUUUUAGAUUUUUUUUCUUUUCCUUUCCUUUUAUUUUUGUGUUAGCCUUCAUUAAAUUGCAACACAGAGAUGGAUUAGAAAAUGGAAAUCAUGAUUAUUGUUUUAAGCUUGUUCAAUUGAGCAAAGAAACAACAAUACAAUGAGUCCAGUUUCGUAGUUCUUGGUUAUUUUAAUACAUUAGGAGGACUUGCUUCACAAUCUAGUGCCCUGACAAACGCGAAGAAAACCUGCCUCUUGGUCAGUUGUUUAUGAGGAAAACUAGCUCAAUAUUCACCAGCAGCUGCAGAAGAGUUUUUGCUGAGGAAGCACCCACUCAGCUUUGCCAAACAGAGUCAAAAUGAAAUUGGACAGAGGAAAGGGGGUGGGGGUGGUUUGUUUGGGUUUUUAGAAGUGGAACGGUCAUGACUGAUCUGUAUGAAAAGAGCUUUUUCACCCAGUAUCCCGUUAUUAUGAUCAAGAGUGCACCUGUCUGAAAACUCUAAUUUUGCUAGUUAAUUAUAUAGCAGUGACACAACCAAUCAAUAUUACUGAGAGCUAAAAAGAGAGGUAGCUAAAUGUGCUCUGUGUGAAUUUAUAUGAAAAUUCUGGACAGCUUCAUUGUCAGUAAAAGGUUAAAUUAUUAUUUUCCCCUGCUCGCCCUUAACUGGGGAAAUAAGGGCAAAACAGCGCCAUCGCACAAGGGGCUCAGCAGUUUCAUUUAAACAGCUGAUUCAAGUGUGAAAAGCUAGACAUGAGUUAUUAACAGAUGAAGGUUGUUUAUAUUUUGUCUUUAGAAAGUGACUGCAUCAUCAAGAGAUAGUAACCAAAGAUAUUUGAACAAAGUUGCUCUGCACUUGAACAUGAUUAUCCCAGAUGUAUUUUGCAUUUUUAUUUCAGUGCCAAAUUGGGCACGGCACCGUCAUAUUGUCUGUCCCAUACAGAACCUAACACAAGAUGCCUUCUACUUUGGAAUAGCCAGCCCAUGAAAUGAUAUUGUAGACAAUGAUAACAAAAUCUGUGGGCACUGCACAACUCCUUGCUGUGUGUGCAUGGCAGAGAAGUGGGUUCUGAGAGAAAUGAAAAGAGAUUUAAUACAGUGAAAAUGCACCAUAUGACCAAUCAUGUUUUAUACAUAAGACAGAUAUGUUAUACAGAUUAGAAAGUGUUGAAGCAACAGUCCCAACCUGCAUCUAGUAGCAAAUGGAAAAAUUUCUUCUUCACUGAUCCAUCCCAUAAUGUUUAUUAAAGCUGACUCUUUACCAGGCCAUUUCUACAACUUAUGUAUUGCCUCAGCUGAGAUGCAGUAGUUCAUGACCCUAAAAAAAGGCAGUGAUGCUUGGCAUCAUAACCAGUUGGAUAUAUUUGUAAUGUGAAUUACAGUAUUUGUUGAGUACUUCCAAUUGUCUUCUGCUAGCAAUAUGUACAGUAAUGUGUCAGGCUUGUGACAUUUGGGUAAAAAAGUUCCUGUUAGUGAAUGGUUUUAGCUUUUAAAAAUAAUUAUGAUCAAGUCAAUUUAAUAAUUUAAUACAUCUGAAUUGAGGUACGAUUUAUAAAUGGAAAAGAUUUAUAGGAUCUUCAUAGAAUUCUAUAAUAAUGAUAACAAAAUAUACUUGGCAAAGAAAAGAAAACAAGAACUUUCCCAGGCUUAUAGUCUUGACCUUAAGAGGCACGCAGGGUUUAAUGGUUUCUUUUGUUAUUGUUUUGCAAUUUUUUGUUUUUGCCUUAAGUAAUGAUAGAAGAUAUAUAUGGCUGGACACAUAUGUAUAAACUUUUCAGCAGCAUUUUUAAUAAUAAAAUAUCACAGUAUUUUCUAA